AUGGUCUUUCUGCCACUAGUCAUCGCCCUUGGGGCGACACUGGUUCAGGCCGUCACGGCUGCCACUACUCUCGACGAUGUGUGCACCCCUGCAUACAUUCGAUCUAAGUUGCCUGCUGAUACUGUGUAUCCUGGAAUCACUAUUAGCCACACAAAUCUUUCAGCCAACCCUGUCUACAACCUCUCUACCAGCGGCUCUGCAGUAUAUCCGGCUACCACAAUCGACUAUUGCAACAUAACCCUGGCCUACUCCCACAAUGGCCGGGAUGACACCGUUCAGGUGCGCUUCUGGAUGCCCUCGCCGGACAAAUUUGCCAAUCGCUAUCUCUCCACCGGCGGAGCAGACUACUAUGUCAACCAAGGCACACAGCAGCUCCCUGGAGGUGUGAUGUACGGGGCUGUUUCCGGUUCAACAGAUGGAGGGUUUGGAGGCUUUGAUGUUGGGGUUGAUGAGAUUCUGCUCCUAGCCAACGGCACGUUAGACUGGCAGAACUUGUAUAUGUUCGGCUAUCAAGCUCAUCACGAGCUCGCUACAAUUGGAAAGCAGUUCACACGCAAUUUCUUCAACAUGACUGACAACGGGGAAGCCCAAAAGCUGUACAGUUACUACCAGAGCUGCUCCGAGGGCGGCCGCGAAGGGUGGAGCCAGGUUCAGCGCUACAGCGACCAGUUUGAUGGCGCAGUAAUUGGCGCCCCGGCCAUCCGGUACUCCUUCCAAAUGACGAUGCACCUUUGGGCAAAUGUUGUGGAGAAGACGCUUGGGUACUAUCCCUCGCAAUGUGAGGUCGAGGCCAUCGUUAAUGAAACGAUCACCGCCUGCGAUGGCAUGGACGGGCGUAUGGACGGAGUCGUCUCGCGCUCUGAUCUCUGCAAGAUGCAAUUCAACCUCACCGAAGCUAUUGGCAAGCGGUAUUACUGCGCUGCAGACGGUGACGUCCCAGUGCAAAACUCGACUAUCUCUGCUCAGGCGGUGGAAGUGUUCGAGACAAUUCUUCAUGGCAUGAAAGACAGUGAUGGCAAGCAGGUGGAGUUGGGGUUUGAACAUCAACUCCAUGGGCGGAGAAUAUAUCACAAGUUUCUCCAACGUUUGGAACUUGAUAACCUUCCCACACUUGAUAAUGUCACCUACGACACGUUGAAAGAAUGGGUGGAGCUGGGAUGGCAGAUGUAUGAGGAUUCCCUGCACACCACGUGGCCAGAUUUGACACCCUUCUACGAAGCGGGUGGCAAGGUGCUUCAUUAUCACGGCGAACAGGAUGGUAGCAUCCCGACAGCUUCCUCGGUGCAUUACUACGAUUCUGUACGUAGAACAAUGUAUCCUACUCUCGGGUACAAUGCAAGUUACGAGGCCUUGGGCCAGUGGUACCGUUUGUUCCUCGUUCCAGGAGCCUCACACUGCUUGAACAAUGAUCUACAGCCAAACGGCCCAUUCCCGCAGACUUCCCUCCAAACAUUGAUCGAGUGGGUGGAGCAAGAGGUGGUGCCUGUGAGGUUGAAUGGGACCGUCCUGAGUGGCACAUUCGAAGGAGAGACCCAGGAAAUUUGCGCGUGGCCCCUGCGGCCGAUGUGGUACAAUAAUGGGACUAGCAUGGAGUGUGAGUAUGAUCAGCCGUCUCUAAAGACAUGGGAGUGGGAUCUGGAUGCAUUUGAACUCCCUGUAUAUUAG
Messenger RNA from Aspergillus tubingensis, 1665 nucleotides. Its product is annotated as tannase and feruloyl esterase. Bases 1 to 1665 code for a protein of 554 amino acids. The transcript is spliced from 2 exons. The record is from RefSeq and is a predicted model, not a curated record. NCBI's taxonomy places the organism in Eukaryota, Fungi, Ascomycota, Eurotiomycetes, Eurotiales, Aspergillaceae.